AACCGCCUUACCGCAAUGGUUAAACUUAUCAAGUCUACCAUGAAGGGGUUGAAGUCGAAUUCUACCUCUACAAAAAUGCCACCAUUCCCACAAGAGGGGCAGACGUUGCCCGAAGAGGACAAGAUGGACAGCGAGGCGGGAGUAGGUUUUUCGCCUCGGCCGGCUGAGGAAUCCAUGUCCAAUCCGGCCGAAUCCGUUUUGCAAGAGGCCAAGGAGAAGUACCCGUUAUAUCAUUUCGACCAUAAGUUACACGUGCAGGAAAGGUUGAACAGAAGUGAAGGAGUAUUGGCGGAAUCCACAACUUCAUCUACAACGACGAAUGAACCUUCCACGACCGUACUAUCAGCUAAAGGAGAACUCGAAGAGAUUAUAAAAAAGGCGGAGGACAUGUCUGGAAUACCCGACUGGGGUAUUGUCACGAUAGUUAUAGUUGUUGCCGCGAUAAUCAUCGGAAUAUGCUUUUGCUGCAUUAGGCGAUGUUUCCGAAAGAGACGCGCAAAAGGCGAUAAGAAAGGUAUGAAGGGGGUCGAUUUAAAAUCGGUACAACUACUCGGAUCUUCCUACAAAGAAAAGGUUCAACCGGAUAUGGACGAAUUAACCGAAAACGCCGAGGAGCCCGACGAAGGCGAGAAACCCGUCGAACAAAAGCUGGGAAAAUUGCAGUACAAGCUUGAAUACGACUUCAAUCAGAAUUCGUUAUCGGUAACGGUCAUUCAGGCCGAAGAACUUCCUGCACUUGAUAUGGGCGGCACAUCCGACCCAUACGUCAAAGUCUACCUGCUUCCAGAUAAGAAAAAGAAAUUCGAAACUAAAGUACAUAGAAAAACGUUAAAUCCAGUCUUCAACGAGACUUUCGUCUUCAAAGGAAUACCGUACGCGGAGGCGAUGAAUAAAACCCUGGUGUUUGCCAUUUUCGACUUCGAUCGUUUCUCCAAGCACGACCAGAUCGGCGAAGUGAAGGUUCCUCUUUGCCAAAUCGAUUUAGCACAAACGAUAGAAGAGUGGCGCGAGCUGCAGAGCGUCGAAGGAGAAGGUGGUCAGGAUAACAAGUUGGGAGAUAUUUGCUUCUCCUUACGCUACGUUCCGACAGCUGGGAAGCUGACCGUUGUUAUAUUGGAGGCUAAGAAUCUGAAAAAGAUGGACGUCGGCGGGUUAUCCGAUCCUUACGUAAAAAUAGCACUGAUGCAGAACGGCAAGCGGCUUAAGAAGAAGAAAACGAGUAUUAAGAAGUGCACGUUGAAUCCUUAUUACAAUGAAUCCUUUACGUUUGAAGUGCCAUUCGAACAGAUACAAAAAGUAAACUUAGUGGUAACAGUGGUAGAUUACGAUAGAAUUGGUACGUCUGAACCUAUUGGUAAAGUGGUUUUGGGUUACAAUGCGAGCGGGACGGAAUUACGUCAUUGGUCAGAUAUGCUGGCAUCUCCUCGCCGACCAAUCGCUCAGUGGCACACUCUCAAAGAUCCGGAAGAUGAAAAGAAGGACUAAACAACGCUCUUAUUCUAAGAAACUCCCCGUGCUAUAUAGCUUCACUUUCUUUGAAGAGAUAAUAAAGUCUACGUAUUUGUUAAUAACGUGUUAAAAAUUAUUCCAAGUUAAACAAGUAAGCAUUAAAGGUGUAUUGUAAACCCCGUAUGUUCCAUUAAUCAUCAUCGAAUUGUGAAAUAAUGAUGUGUGUAUUUAACAACGGAACACCCUCUCAAUCAACAUUCUAGCAUAACAACCGUGGUUCCCGUUAAUACAAAUAUCAUUAUCAUAAUCGCAUUACAGGCAAUUUUACUUGCACUUGUUGUCAAAAUUACUGGUACUACGUAUAGUGAUACUUAUUGUUAUGUUAUAACGUUAGUGGUUUUUUUGGCUUCGCCAACGACCAUUUACUGUAUUAUCCUCAAUCCCGAAAUGGCUUAAUUUAUGUUGUUUGUCUUUUAGAAACUUGAUCGUUACCUUUUUAUUGUCGUUGUGAUUGUUACAGUAUUUGUUAAUAUCUAUAGCUUGUAAAUUUAGUUAAGGCAUCAUCGAUCAUUUCAAUGUUGCAGUUUAGAAAUGCCUUCGUUUUGAGACUUCCAAUUCACAAAUUCUUAAUAAUCUUAACAACUUUAUUGAAUAGCAACAUUAUUAAUGGCUAACUCGUCAAUGUUAACAGUGAUAUUUAGAGUUUAGUCAUUAGCAUUUUGAUAACGAAAUGGAAUUCAUAAAUAUAUAGAUUUUUGCAAUUAUAGUCCUAUGGCACGCACACGGUGCUUGUAUUUUUAAUAAUCUAGAUAAGCCCUUCUAAUUUUUAGCAAUUUUUGGCCCUUUCUAAACUGCAACCAGACAUUUUAUAGAUAAGUAGGUAAUUUAUAGGCACUGUUAACAAUUUCGGGGUGAAUAUUUCCGCGUAUUUACCCUGCACUUGUACACUUUGGUCAUAUUUUAAGAAAACCAUUGUAGUAUUUUAAUUUUUACAAACAAAAUCGUAUCAGGUAGCAUCAAAGUUAGGAAAUUAGGUGAAAGGAACACAGAGAUUACCAAGUAUCGUACACUAACCGAGUGUCAUAUCCAUAACGUGUAAGAGCACCCAACGUGUAAAGAUGUAAGUUUAUCCGGAUAUAGAACAUAUGACAAUAGAUAUUAUCGAUAGCUUAUAGAAGUUAAAGGCCAUCUUUAACAUAAGAUAAUCUGUAUAAAUUGAUCGGGUUUGUCUUUUGCGAAAUAUACGGUGGUAUUUUUGCAAAGGACACUAAUCAUUAGGUACAGCGAUUUAGAAACUUUAGAUUUUUAAAUAACAGAUUAUUUUUCAAUCGCUUGUAAAUCGUUUUGAAUUUCAUUUAAACUUGCACACAUUUUUUGUUACCAACUUUAAAGACCGAGAACGCUCACUACCAUAUUUUUCAAGCAACCUUUAACUAGAUUAGGGAGCCACAUUGGGUCUUGUAACGGUCUAAAGAAGUGUUCUCUAUUCGUUACCCCAUAUUCAUUUCUACUUUAAUCGCUUUUCUCUAUUGAUAUUAUUCUUCUAAAUACCCUGUAUGUUGUAUAUACUGUCUAUAAAAGAUGUUCAAAUGUUGUGUAUUAUACAAAAUAUAAACGUAUAUUUACAAAUACUUCACAAUACAUUGGAUAACCCUUUCAUUUUAUUUUCGAAUUCAAGUACUACCUAAUUUUAAGUGUUCGUUUCAAAGUACGACGCAUCAGUAGCGUAUUUCAGUUAUUUUUUUAUAACUAUCUGAAAUUCUGCAAUUGGUGUUGAAAGUGAGGCCCUUGAAUGAUUUAAAUAAUGUAGAUUGCACCUGCUUGAAGAUUGGCAAUAUAAUAGGAUGUGUGAAUAAGUAAACAAUGUACGUAAAGUUGUAUAGUUUUAUAGGUUUAGUUAUUAUUAAAAAAAACCAUUAGAUGGCUUUCCUAAUAUCUACCAUAGCACAUUUAUUAUAUCUAAUUUGUAAUGUUAUAAUAAUUGUUAUUAUAAAAGAAAGUAAGUAUGAUAUAUUGUGAAAAAAAUAAUAAAAUGUGACAAACCUG
This is a messenger RNA of Photinus pyralis (common eastern firefly), 3495 nucleotides long. RefSeq names its product synaptotagmin 1 (gene Syt1). The record is from RefSeq and is a predicted model, not a curated record. NCBI's taxonomy places the organism in Eukaryota, Metazoa, Arthropoda, Insecta, Coleoptera, Lampyridae. Bases 16 to 1485 code for a protein of 489 amino acids. The transcript has 11 exons. Gene Ontology annotation, molecular function: calcium ion binding; syntaxin binding; clathrin binding. Gene Ontology annotation, cellular component: axon; dense core granule; synaptic vesicle membrane. Gene Ontology annotation, biological process: synaptic vesicle endocytosis; cellular response to calcium ion; regulation of calcium ion-dependent exocytosis.